UCUAUUUGUCUUUUCCUCAAUUCGCUUUACUUUUAUCACAAUAGCAUUCUUGUCUACUUGUAUACUCAUGUUUACACUAUUAUUAUUAUUGCUUUUUUACUUAUCUUUUCAAACAUCCAUUUCAGAUUCUAAUAAUUCAUUCUUACUUUUAUCAUUAUUACGUCACACUCUUUUCGUACAUUCUAUCUCUCCUGGGAACUGCAUUCAUCUUCCUCCUCAUUUAUAUUUUCUUUCUUCAAGCGACAAGGGCGAGUCAAAGGUCUUCCAUUAUUAUCAACUAUUUAUCAACGCUGCUUCUCUGAAAUUCACAGUAAACUGUUGUAUUCUUGACGUAUCGUUACCAUAAAAAGCAAGACCAGUUUCUGAGAUCAGCCUAAACCGCACUCUGGACAUCAUUGCUUUAUGCCAAACUGCUAGUUGUUAUCGCGUCUUUCUUUUUUAUUAAUCCUUGAGCAUCAUUCUCAGUCAGUUACAUUCGUGCUACAUUAGUUGGCUAGAGAACAUCACCAAGUCAAGUAAGCAGCCAUUUCCGUCGUGAUUCCAACUUUGGAUACAUUUACAUCAACACAAUGAUGCGUUCGUUGCCAACCGGCGCAUGCGCACUGCUGGUUGUGGUGGUUGUUGCGCUAUCAGCUGGAAUCGAGGCGGCAGUCACGAAAUCCUCGUCGGCUGCUGCGGUACCGUCUGUCAAAGUCAUGCAUCCCGCCUUCAAAAAUGCCGGCACCAAGGAGGGUCUCGAGAUCUGGAGAAUCGAGAACUUUGAACCUGUGAAAUGGCCCCAGAAGGAUUUCGGAAAAUUCUUCAGAGGUGACUCCUAUAUUGUUCUCAAGACUGUUGCAAAUGACAAGAAGAAAGGAACAUUCUCAUGGGACAUUCAUUACUGGCUUGGAGACCGUUCAUCACAGGAUGAACAAGGAUCUGCAGCAAUUCUAGCCGUUGAACUUGAUGAUGGUCUCGGUGGAGGUCCAGUCCAACACAGAGAAAUUGAAAAUCAUGAAUCACAACAGUUCCUCUCCUACUUCCCCUCAGGAGUGAGGUAUGAAGCUGGCGGUGUUGCUAGUGGCUUCAACCAUGUCGACACUAAUGCUGCUGGAGAGAAGAAAUUGUUCCAAGUCAAGGGAAAACGAAACGUCAGAGUCAGACAGGUGCAUCUUGAUGUGAAAUCCAUGAACAAGGGUGAUUGCUUCAUUCUGGACAGUGGCCAUGAGAUUUAUGUUUAUGUUGGACCGAAUUCUGCUGGAUCAGAAAAGGUGAAAGCCAUCAACGCUGCAAACAUGAUUAGAGACCAGGAUCAUAAUGGCCGAGCUCAUGUCACUGUUCUAGAUGGUUCAAGUACUGCUGAUGAAUUGGCCAAAUUCUUCGAAGUUUUGGGAUCUGGAUCAGCCAACGCCGUGCCUGAACAAUCUGCUGGUGGAGACGAUCAAGAAUUCGAGAAGAAACAAGAUGCCACAGUUGCUCUCUACAAGGUUACCGAUGAAGGUGGCUCUCUGAAAUCGGAGAAAAUUGCUGAAAAGCCUCUCAAACAAGAUAUGCUGAAAACUGAUGACUGCUUCAUUUUGGAUACAGUAACAUCUGGUAUUUACGUUUGGAUUGGAAAGAAAGGAACAACUCAGGAGAAGGUUGAAGCCCUAAAGAAAGCUCAACUAUUUUUAGCUGACAACAAAUACCCUUCAUGGACCAAGGUAACGAGGGUAGUAGAAGGAGCCGAACCCUCUGCUUUCAGACAGUACUUCAGUACUUGGCAGGAGCGCUCCCCAAGCCCCACCAGGAGGGGAAGCCCUGGUAAAAACUGAACCCAAACUGAACUUCCAAAGUCACUUAUCAUGCUUCAGCACAAACUAUGUGAAAUGGGAGCACUAAUUAUAGAAUAAAAAAAAUCAUUAUGAGUAACCAAAAUCAAAUCAACGCUUUAUCACAAUUGUGAUAAAAACUAUCGAAAUACUUAUUUUUGCACAACUUCACUAUGCUGUAUUUUAUUUGCUUCCAGACUAUAUUGAAUGCCUUAUAUUCGAUAGCUCUAUUGAAUGAAUUAUAUUCAUAUACAAAUUUUUAUCACUGA
Molecule: messenger RNA, 2059 nt
Organism: Nilaparvata lugens (brown planthopper)
Lineage: Eukaryota; Metazoa; Arthropoda; Insecta; Hemiptera; Delphacidae
Product: gelsolin
Exons: 11
Coding region: 570-1793 (407 amino acids)
Biological process (GO): actin polymerization or depolymerization; barbed-end actin filament capping; actin filament severing
Cellular component (GO): actin cytoskeleton; cytoplasm
Molecular function (GO): phosphatidylinositol-4,5-bisphosphate binding; actin filament binding
Source: RefSeq, a predicted model, not a curated record